Messenger RNA from Brenthis ino (lesser marbled fritillary), 747 nucleotides. NCBI's taxonomy places the organism in Eukaryota, Metazoa, Arthropoda, Insecta, Lepidoptera, Nymphalidae. The record is from the annotation of a GenBank genome assembly.
AUGAGGUGGAGUGAAAAUGAGACAUGCCAAUUCGUACAACUUUAUUUAGAUUAUGAGUCUUUAUGGAAUACGGAGCACGGAGAUUACAAAAUAAAAGAAAAACGUCUCAAAGCGUACAAACACAUUAUUUCUGAUUUUCAUUCCUCUACGGGUAUAUCAUUAUCCGUGAGUGAACUAAAAGUAAAAAUAAAGAAUUUAAGGUCGACAUACUCGCAAGAGUUAAGUAAAAUAAAGCAAAGGUCUAGCCCUGACUAUACAUACAAACCAACUAUAAAAUGGUUUGCAUAUUGGCACAAACGAUUUAGACGCAAUUCGCGUACAAAUCAAAUAUCCGAUACAUUAUACGAGGAAGCUGAAAAAGAUUCAAAAAUGUGGGUUCAUGAUCACACUGACAAUUUGAAUGAAGAAACACAUCUUGAUUCAUUUAUACCUGAAAACAAUGAUGACUCUAUUCUUCUAUUAAAAUCUGAACCAGAAGAGGCUCAGUUAAAGACUGAUAACAAUUCAAACACAUAUAAAACUAAAAGAAAAAAAAUAAAACACCGCAGCCUUAGCACUACUUCAGAAGGCACUUUUCGGGGAAGUUUAGAUUCCAAUUUAGAUUUAAGUAAAGAAGAUGAAUUUGAUAUUUAUGGCAAAUAUAUUGCAUCACAACUAAGAUCUAUGGACUUGAAAAAAGCACUAAACUUACAGUUGGAAAUACAAAGCUUGGUCAGUGAAGCAAGAUUGUCAGAUUUGUCUAAUGAA